Messenger RNA from Alosa alosa (allis shad), 1800 nucleotides. It is a transcript of the gene sike1, whose product is annotated as suppressor of IKBKE 1. The transcript is spliced from 5 exons. NCBI's taxonomy places the organism in Eukaryota, Metazoa, Chordata, Actinopteri, Clupeiformes, Clupeidae. Bases 290 to 922 code for a protein of 210 amino acids. The record is from RefSeq and is a predicted model, not a curated record.
UUGACGUCAAAAUAAAGUAGCGGAGGCAAGUCAGCUUGGACAGCUCUCUUCAAAUAAACAAUCCUUAAAACAAGUUUGCAUGUAAAAUAUGUAAUCUUGAGAAAGCAGCUCUUCGAGUUGUUUCAGAUAACAGUUAUCGCUACAUAUCGAAUAUUUGUUAUUUAGGCAGGCUAACUUACUGACAAAGUUGUUAUGUUGUCAUUGUUAACUAUGCUAAUGUUGUUUAGCUAACAUCCGUUUAGUUUAUAGUUAAAUAAUUACACCAGAGGGUUUCUUUGUUAUUAGAGAAAUGGCCUGCACAUUAGAAAAGGUACUUGGUGAUGCUCGUACCCUACUGGAGCGGCUGAAAGAUCAUGACACAGCGGCGGAGAGUUUAAUCGAGCAGUCGGGAGCACUUAGCCAAAGGGUCCAUAGCAUGAAGGAAGUCAGUAACACACUCCCAGAUAAGUACAUAGAGGAGACUUCCGAGUUGCAGGAGUUGUCAAGAUACAAGCCACACGUACUUCUUGCUCAGGAAAACACUCAAAUCAAAGAGCUGCAGCAGGAGAAUAGAGAGCUUUGGCUUUCUUUGGAGGAACACCAGUAUGCACUGGAACUUAUCAUGGGUCGAUAUCGCAAACAAAUGCUUCAACUGAUGAUGGGGAAGAAAAAACUUGAUACAAAACCUGUGUUAAGUCUUCAUGAGGACCAUGCUAAGGAGGUGCAAGGCCAGCUGGAGCGGAUAUGCGAGAUGGGCCAAGUAAUGAGAAAAGCUGUCCAUGUGGAUGACCAGCACUACUGCUCUGUGCAAGAAAGACUCGCACAGCUCGAGAUUGAGAAUAAGGAACUAAGAGACCUCCUGUCAAUCAGUAAGAGUUCUGUCAAACCACAGAGAGAAGUAGAGGAUCAGCCAGAGCCUGGGGCCAGUCCCUCUGCCCAGUAGAGGUCACACACAGGUCAUUUCUAUGGAGGCAGAAUUCCAAACUGCCUAAGACACCUGCUUAGAAUAGAAUUCCGGGUUGAAAUUCAUCCACCACAGAUCUGAAAUGUAUUGUGUUUGGAUGUUUGUUUCUAACGCCUUAGUGCUGUUUCAUUUGGAUUUGAGGUACUGGUACAUGUCUGACUUUUUUGUUUCUCAGGUAAUUAAAUCUCAUUCUUGAUGGUCAAACCACUGACCUUUGGCCAAUGUUGAUACAAAUGCAUUGUUAUUUGUCUGGGUGUUUUGUACUCUGUUUUGACUUUAGUUAUCCCCAUACUGGUGUACUGUUAGUACCUACAGUACUUCUUCUUGAACCUAAGAUUACUUUACACAAACAUUCACUUGUAGCCUGAAGUUGCUUUGACAGAUGAUUUACGAGACUGCCACUCAACAUCAAAUUUAAAACAAAAAACGCCACUGAAUCAGUGUGCAUUUAUAGAUGUAAUAUACUUGUAAGUACAGAGCCACCUGGCCAAAAGAUUGAUGAUUGUAGACAUGUAGACAAAAAAAUGUUUCUCAGUACUUUGAAUCAAGCAUAUUAAUGUGUCGUGUAAAGCCUACAGUUUUUUACAUCGGUGUAAUAUCCAGGAUAGUUGUGUGUGUGUGUGUACUGUUUUUUAAUAGACAAAUGGAUGAAAGUGAUGUAUGUCUCAUCUCAGGAAUGCUGAUAUCAUUCACAACAUUAACCGCUAGUGUGGUGUUAUGAAUAAUUGUAGUUAAUGUGCAAUUAAAGUGCAUUAUUCAUAGUAAGCAGGACAGAAUAUUGAAGGUGAAAGCAAAAAAAAAACACAAACCUUUACACGUGUGUUGUACAUUAUGAUGCAAAUAAACUUAUUGAUUGA